Messenger RNA from Xiphophorus hellerii (green swordtail), 3244 nucleotides. RefSeq names its product B-cell receptor CD22-like. Gene Ontology annotation, biological process: immune response; cell surface receptor signaling pathway. Lineage: Eukaryota; Metazoa; Chordata; Actinopteri; Cyprinodontiformes; Poeciliidae. The transcript has 14 exons. Gene Ontology annotation, molecular function: transmembrane signaling receptor activity. The record is from RefSeq and is a predicted model, not a curated record. The coding region runs from base 156 to 2465 and encodes 769 amino acids. Gene Ontology annotation, cellular component: external side of plasma membrane.
GUUUAAAAUAAACGUUGUCCCGUCAUUCUCAGAUAAAACGUUGAUCCUGUUUCAGACGGCUCCAUUUCUCUAGAGACGUUGCAGAGGCAGCAUGUUAUGAAAGGAAGAUUAUUGGACCAAAGCAGAGCAACACAUGGUUCCAGGUUGAGGUCAGGAUGGGGAACACCUCACCCAGGGUUCUGGUCUCACUCUUGCUGAACACACUGCUCUGCUGUGGACAAACUCUCGAUCCUGUGCUGACUGUUGAACCCAACUGGUCGACUUUUUAUGUUGGAGAGUUUGUUACAUUUAUCUGUGACAUGAAUGAAGGAAGAGACACUGACUGUCAAUACCGGUUAAUAAGGAAUGAUCAAGAAUUUGUUUGCUUUCAGUCAGAUAAACGUUUCAGAGUUGGUCCUCUGUAUACUGAUUAUAGUGGUGAAUUUCAGUGCUGUCGUCAAUGGAGGGGUCCAUCUUACGAAAAGUGCAGUAAAACUGUCCCUGUUACUGUCUCAGAUAAACCCAGACCCAAACUGGCAGCAGGUCCAACAACCAUACCAGUAGGGGGCAGUGUGACACUGAGCUGCUCAGUGGAGCCCUCUGCUGGAUGGAAGUACAGAUGGUUCAGGCGGACCUCAGACUCUUCUUUUGUUGAAUUCAGCAGAAAUAAUGAAGAAAACAGAGAAAUCACUGUGACACAAGGAGGAAUCUAUAAGUGUGAUGGAAAGAGAGGAAAUUCCUCAUUCUACAGUCAUUCAAGCCUUGAGAACAAGAUAGAAAUAAUGUUUUCCAACAAGGUUUUUGUGACUCGACAACCAAACUGGCCUCUUGUCUUCAGUGGUGAGUCGAUCACUCUGACAUGUGAGGUCCAGGGAGGAGAAACCACUGAGUGGACGUGUGAAUGGAGGAGAACUGGGUCAAUAAUACACAAGACAGACAGUAAAGACUGGACUUUCAUUGUCUCUGAGUCCAGCAGUGGAAACUACAUGUGUCAGUGUAGAAGCAGAGAUGACUGGUAUUCUUCAACACAGAGGAGUGAAACCAUCAGACUGUCUGUAUCAAAUAAACCUGGAGCCAAACUGACAGCAGGUUCAACAACCAUACCACUAGGGGGCAGUGUGACACUGAGCUGCUCAGUGGAGCCCUCUGCUGGAUGGAAGUACAGAUGGUUCAGGCGGACCUCAGACACUUCUUUUGUUGAAUUCAGCAGAAAUAAUGAAGAAAACAAAGAAAUCACUGUGACACAAGGAGGAAUCUAUAAGUGUGAUGGAAAGAGAGGAAAUCCCUCAUUCUACAGUCUUUCAAGCCUUGAGAACAUCAUUGAAAUAAUAUUUUCCAACAAGGUUUUUGUGACUCGACAACCAAACUGGCCUCUUGUCUUCAGUGGUGAGUCGAUCACUCUGACAUGUGAGGUCCAGGGAGGAGAAACCACUGAGUGGACGUGUGAAUGGAAGAAAUCUUGGUCAUUAAUACACAAGACAGACAGUAAAGACUGGACUUUCAAUGUCUCUGAGUCCAGCAGUGGAAACUACAUGUGUCAGUGUAGAAGCAGAGAUGACUGGUAUUCUUCAACACAGAGGAGUGAAACCAUCAGACUGUCUGUAUCAACAGAUAAACCUGGAGCCAAACUGACAGCACGUUCAGCAACCAUACCAGUAGGGGGCAGUGUGACACUGAGCUGCUCAGUGGAGCCCUCUGCUGGAUGGAAGUACAGAUGGUUCAGACAGACCACAGGCACUUCUUUUGUUGAAUUCAGCAGAAAUAAUGAAGAAAACAGAGAAAUCACUGUGACACAAGGAGGAAUCUAUAAGUGUGAUGGAAAGAGAGGAAAUCCCUCAUUCUACAGUCAUUCAAGCCAUGAGAACAACAUUGAAAUGAUGUUUUCCAACAAGGUUUUUGUGACUCGACAACCAAACGGUUCUCAUAUCUUCAGUGGUGAGUCGAUCACUCUGACAUGUGAGGUCCAGGGAGGAGAAACCACUGAUUGGACGUGUGAUUGGAGGAGAUCUGGGUCAAUAAUACACAAAACAGACAGUAAAGACUGGACUUUCAUUGUCUCUGAGUCCAGCAGUGGAAACUACAUGUGUCAGUGUAGAAGCAGAGAUGACUGGUAUUCUUCAACACAGAGGAGUGAAACCAUAACAGUAACUGUGUCCAGUUCUUCACAUCUUGUGCUGCUGAUCUCUGGACCAGUUGUUGGAUUUAUUCUCAUUAUUCUCCUCGUCUUGUUGUGUUUCUGCAGACGAUCCAAGGGUUUAUUCUGCUCCAGAUGUAAGGCCUCAGAGAGCAGCAGAAAUGAUGGAGUCAACCAGGCUGGCGGUCAUGAAUACAGCUCUCCUCUUCAGGAAGUCACUCCAACAUAUGCUGAGAUCAACCACCAGGCUAGAGCCAAUAGAAAGAAAAAAGGAAGUCCUGCAGCCACAAAUAAAACGGUUUAUUCUGGCAUCAGGUCAGGAGCAGCUCUGCACGUCGACUCUGCCAUGUAGGCUGCAGGAUGUUUUGAUUUAUUAUAGGAUUUAUGAUAUGGAUUACGCUCAUAACAUUCUUAUGUGUUCUGGUUACAAGUCUUCAUAAACCCUGUACUAGCUGAACAAAGAAAUAUUGUCUGAAACUGAAGUAGGUAAAAGAAAAAUCAGACACACUCAGUAGUGUGAACAGAAAUGCUUUGUAAAAUCCAGACAGGCAGUAAUGUACAUAUUUUUAAUAUAAUUGAUCUGGAGAUCCAGGGUGUUGCUAAUAUUUUGAAUUUGUUCCUUUGCUGUUUUAUAUUCUGCAUCAGUUUUAUUUCUUCUUUUUGCUUUAGCUUCCUAAACUAACUUUUAUAUAAUCAGGUUCCAUUUCACAUGAGUGAUGGUACCUUGCAUAAUAAAUUCAUUUCUGAGCUGAACAAAAUAGUCUUUACUAAAUUAAAUAUUCUCUUACACUUUUCAAUUGUUAACUUGUAAGUAUAAAAUUCUCAUCUGUUUUUUUUUUACAAUAUCACUUUUGCCUUUUUGAAACAAGUAAUACUGUUGAUUUGUCUUUGUAUUUCAUUUAUUGUAGCUUUUUAAACAGGUAUUUGUUGAAAAUAACCUGUUAUGUAUCAAAUAUACUAUGUGGUUGUCAAAGUAAAGUGAGUCGUCUGCCCACUAAAAACUAAAUAUGACAACGAUUACAGUUACAUUCAUUGCUUCUCAAAGUAGAAGUUGCUUCUCAACUUCUACUUUGCAGCUGAGUGUGCAGUCAGAAGUUAGGAUAUCAUUUAUUUUUACAUGUAAUCAAAGCU